CGCGCACAACCUGCCAACAACGCGUCAACCGCAAGUUUCGCGACAUUGUCAAUUAAACAUCACCACAGGUUGCAUCAAAUGAGCUAGACCCUGGACCUGGACCCUUGGCUCCCCCGCUACACCAUCACCACAAGGACUUGUUCCCUUCUGCUCGCCUCGCCUUCACACCCAGAGCAUGCAGCAAGAAAGGCAGCAUCAUUUGGCUCCCUCAACUUCUCUCUGACUUGCAUGCCGUUCUCUCCAGAGGACCUUGCUGUUGUCGCCCACUCCAUCGGGGUCGACUCCUUCGUGAGCAUCCUGCUGCCCGAGUGUCAGUCUGCAAGCCUGGCCGGACCACACCAAACCUGCACCGUCACUACCAACAGUGAUCACCUCAACAACACCCUUGCACCGUUGUGGGUUGUGAGCGUGUCGUUGACUGCAUUUUUUCACAGAGGCUAUUUUGCCCACAAUCGGAAUCACCCAUCCCCUCUCCCUCCCUCCUCUCCAGAACGGUAGGAACCGUUGACGCACAUCCCUAAGAUGGCGGCCGCGAACGGCGCGGGUGAUGGCAUUUUCUCCGCCACAUACAAUGGGAACCCCGUGUGGGAAUUCCAAUUUGUAGGCGCGGAUGCGAAGAGGGAACAUGUGAUGCGACGCCAGUCCGACAACUGGGUUAAUGCUACACACAUCCUGAAAGCUGCCGGCUUCGACAAGCCUGCAAGAACUCGAAUUCUCGAGCGCGACGUGCAAAAAGGAAACCAUGAGAAGGUUCAGGGAGGCUACGGCAAGUUUCAAGGAACAUAUCUACCCCUCGCAGACGCGCAGGAGUUGGCGCGACAGCACAACGUCCUCGACCGCAUUGGCCCCAUCUUCGACUUUGUGCCCGGCGCUGUCACGCCCCCUCCAGCUCCUCGCCAUGUAAGCAAGCCGAAGCAGCCCAAGAAGAGCGCCGCCGUUGCCCAACCUGGGCCUGCCGCCAAGAAGCGAAAGCGAAAUGACCCUUUCGCGGAGGACUUGGAUCGAUCUUCUGUCGCGUUCCGAGAUGACACGCCCGACGACCAGACUGUGGCAUCUGGCAGCUACAUGGCUGAGGAUGAUGCAGACAGGAUGAUUCUCCACAGGCACACCAUGUAUGGCGAGGCACUCCUCGACUACUACGCCCUAGACAUGCGCGAUUCAUCCGCCCCGCGCCCGGAACCCCCCACGAAUUUCAGACCCGACUUUCCCAUCGACAAGCACCAGAACACAGCCUUGCACUGGGCCUCGGCGAUGGGUGACAUUGACGGAGUCAAGCAUAUGAAGCGAUUCGGUCCGGCCAUUGCCGCGAGAAACAUGCGGGGUGAGACACCCAUGAUGCACGCAGUCAACUUCACAAACGCCUUCGACAAGCAGACGUUCCCGGCCAUAAUGGAGGAGCUUCGAGAGAGCAUUGGAGAGCGCGACCUGUCGGGCCGAACUGUCCUGCACCAUGCGGUGUCGCAUGCUGUCUCGGUCAAGUAUCGGAGACCUGCUCGUUACUACGUCGAAACCAUCCUCGGAAAACUACAGGACACACACGAAGCCGCGUUCGUCGAGCAGCUUGUGAACUCCCAGGACUCCAACGGCGACACGGCGAUCCACCUCGCUGCCGAGAACAAGAACACCAAGAUCAUCCGCUCGCUGCUUGGCCGCGGCGCAUCGACUUCGAUCCGCAACAACAAGGGCAUGCAUGCUGAGGAGAUGAUCCGAGAGCUCAACGAGGGUAUCCGCUCACGGUCAGCCAUGCCCCCGCCGUCGUCAUCACCGUUCGCGCCGCCGCCUCGGCGACCAAGCGUGAGCGACGCGCUGCAGGACAUGUGGAAGAAUGCCGAGUUCCGAUCCGAGGCUGCCAAGGCCGUCCAGAAGCGCAUCGCCCCAAGCAUACUGCAAAAGAGUAGAUAUCUCGCGCAGAUUUUCGAGGACGAGUGGCAGGAGAGGGAUGAGGCUGAACAAGAGGUCCGCCAAAUUCUGGAGAAUACCCAGGAGGAGGCGGCGGCCCAGGCGGAGGACUUGCGCCGUCACGAGUCCAUGCUCGAGCCGGACGAGGUUGGCGCCAAGACGACAGCUGAGGCUGCGCAGCUUCGCACCCAAGUCACGUCCAUGCUCAAGUAUCAGAAUCGUAUUGCAGUCCAAGGCAAGGUCCACACCGAGCUUAGCAUGCAGGUCAAUGGGAAUAGCCAGGGCGCGAGUAGCCAGGCGAGCAGCGUUGACGACGACAGCGAGCGUCGACAAUUGGCAUCGGAGCUUCUCGACAGGAUUCGCGACCUGCGCGCGCUGGAGGAGGACCUCGUGGAGGCGACAGGACUGAAGGGCAUGGGGCAAGCCAUCGAGAAUUACCGGUACCUGCUUCAGCUUUGCCUUGGCCAGCAGGCGCCUGGCCUAGACGACAACCUCGAUAACAUGAUUCGGGAGAUCCAGUACGAGGUCGAUUACACCAAUGGGUCCCGGGCGCGCAACGGCGAGCCCCUCGCCGUUGAUCUUUCCGAUGGGGAGUAACCCUGGGUGCCUUUUCCACGACCUUGGAGACUAGUGAUGGCGCAAGCGUAAGGGGUUGACUUCUCCAGGACGGUAUGUAGUACAAUAUGUCUUUUUCUUUUCCCCUUUUCCAGUGAGCCAUCCUCGCGGCGUGGUGGCAUAGGAGUUUCUGGUUUGAUGACCUUAAUUCAUCGGAGGUCACGGGGUGUUUGGGCGGCGUUUGACGGCCUGGUGAGAUACCAAGAUUACUGCUAAGUUUGGGGGUUGAUGCCCCCGCGUCCCCAUUUGUUGGCUGGGCUGCCGUGAUUUCAAUAGGGAACAGACGGACAGCCCAUUGCCUACCUAGUAUGCAGAGAAUUGACUGCACUUUGCGCUCAGCGUGCCGUAA
Molecule: messenger RNA, 2863 nt
Organism: Diaporthe batatas
Lineage: Eukaryota; Fungi; Ascomycota; Sordariomycetes; Diaporthales; Diaporthaceae
Exons: 5
Coding region: 523-2496 (657 amino acids)
Cellular component (GO): SBF transcription complex; MBF transcription complex
Molecular function (GO): transcription regulator activity; DNA binding; protein binding
Source: RefSeq, a predicted model, not a curated record